This is a messenger RNA of Oncorhynchus kisutch (coho salmon), 1940 nucleotides long. RefSeq names its product fibroblast growth factor 8b-like. NCBI's taxonomy places the organism in Eukaryota, Metazoa, Chordata, Actinopteri, Salmoniformes, Salmonidae. The coding region runs from base 701 to 1387 and encodes 228 amino acids. Gene Ontology annotation, molecular function: growth factor activity. The record is from RefSeq and is a predicted model, not a curated record. The transcript is spliced from 5 exons.
UAAACGGGACCACAAGAAACACACGUGUGGGAGGUUGACAUUGGAGCCCCGCUAUACCGACCAUCUAACAGCGUUUCUUUGAGAGGCAAACAUCACCAGUGGCUGUAAAUACAUAGAACUAUACAUUUUGCUACCAUUUUUUAUUCAUAUCUAUUCAAGAUUCCAUUUUUUAUUUUUUAUUAUUGAAUGGACAUGCAUCUCCUCACUGUCGCGCGUAAAAUAUGCAUACAAAUAGGCUAAUCUCCAUGUGCGUAAUAAUUCCAUCCCACCAGUGCAUACGGAUGUAUUGCAAUUCCACGAAAGCAACCGGGAUAUACAUUAUCUCUACUAAGCAACAUCAAAGAAGACCUUGAAUUCUGCAGAGGAGGGAUGAUUGACACGAGGGGGAAUUGACCGACUGGUGGAAUAACGGUGGUCGCUUGAUCACAGUGCGAUCUCUAUCCCUGGGACUUGUAAUUCUGGAUGGCCCCCUGAACGUCUUUAAAUCGUCCCGGAACGUUUUAUUGUGAAUACUGUCAAUGAGUAAAUGUGAAUCCUACCUGGAACAUUGGACCGAACCUUCACUUGUUUCUGGAUCUCCAUCGUCGGGCUAUCAUUUUAUAAGCUGUAACAGAAGGGAGAUCAAAUCCAAGCUGAAAUUGCCGCUGGGAAGGACUGUUAUUUCCCAGAGAACUCAUGUGGAAUUGGAAUAGUGGAAUUCAUGAAGAAAUAUUUGACUUAUUUCAAUAUGAGGCUUAGAACAUCGAGAUUAGGCUACCUGUUACUUCAGUUCUUAGCGCUGUGUUUUUACACACAGAACACAGUGCAGUCCCACUCCCCACCUCCUAAUUUCAAGCACCAUGUGAACGAGCAGUGCCGGUUGUCUGACCGGAUGAGCCGCCGGUUGAUUCGGACCUACCAGCUCUACAGCCGGACCAGCGGUAAACAUGUCCAGGUUCUGGGCAAUAAGAAAGUGAAUGCCAUGGGCGACGACGGAGCUGUGCACGCCAAACUUGUGGUGGAGACGGACACGUUUGGUAGUCGUAUUCGGAUCAAAGGGGCAAAGACGGGCUACUACAUCUGCAUGAACAAGACGGGGAAAUUGAUUGGCAAGCGGAAGGGUCGUGGUAAAGACUGCAUCUUCACAGAGAUCGUUCUGGAGAACAACUACACUGCUCUCCAGAACGCUAAAUAUGAGGGCUGGUACAUGGCCUUCACGCGUAAAGGAAGGCCCCGCAAGGCCUCCAGGACCAAGCAACACCAGAGGGAGGCCCACUUCAUGAAACGCCAGCCCAAGGGCCACCUCCUGGGUGACACCCAGCCCUUUGAUGUCCUCCCCCUCCCCGUGGUCCCCUUCCACCCCCGGAGGACUAAACAUACCCAUCACCACAGCUCAGGGGCCCACUGAGGAAAGAACAGACGAAGAAGAAGAGGAAGCACAGGGAGGGAGGGGAACACACCAAACAAAAAUACCACUACCACAUUUCUGCUCCUUGCAAGGACUCCUUUUUGUUGUGUUUUGUACUGGAUUGUGUCUAAAACAAUGAGUAGACGAUUCUAAUCUGCUACGUCAGACCAAGGUUUAUUUGCAGGAAAGAGUUUUUAUAACCAGAGGAUGAUUUUAGUGCUCAAGCACUCGAUGAGAUUUGAAUGAAUGAAAGGACAUCUUGGGCUUAGUGAUAACCCUACUCAGCUAUAAAGAGAGGAUGUUAUGAGAGAGAAAUAAUGAAUACACAUUACAUGGCAGCUAUCUUUGGAUCAUCAUGUGGUUGCAUCAACUAAUUAACAGUGAAUACACGUAAAACACUUUAUUUUGCAUUUAGGAGGCCAUUUGCAUUCCUUUUCAUUAGUCUGUUUUCUACAUAUAUGAAUAUAUUUUUAAUUGGAAGAUUUGUAAAAAUACUUUUAAAUGAUGGAAAUAUUUAUUGUAGAGUGUAUAUUAAAAUCACAAAAUAAUUUUG